GACUGUCUGGACUACAUAAUAGCGUCAUCACUAUGCGCCUUUAGAGCGAAGGACCUAGAGAAAUGCACAUGAGUGUUUUGCUUAGAGGUUUGAGAAAAUGUGGCUUGUCUUCUUUUUUGGCUCACUCUGAAGUUAAUAGGCGUGUAGCUUAUAAAAAGCAGCAUUACCUUAUUUCGCCUUGUGGCGUUAAUCAACCUCUGAGUCGUAGUUUUCGUUCCGCACGGUGUCAACAGGACAGCUCGACAAUGGAGCAGGAAGCUGUUGCUACUGUUAGACCGGUGGAUGUAAACACACCGGUUUUAGCGCAGGAAACCACAUCUAAAGAGGCUACAGAACCCGGCAAACGCAAAAGCGACGAGCCCGAGGAACUUCAGGCAAGUGACCGAAGGAAAAGGCGUAGGGGAGCGGGAGGGAAGAAGGUCCGUCCGUGCGAGAGAUACGUCCCUCCUCCGCAGAAACGGAACCCCGGUGUCAGCUUCAGCCAGGAGCAUUUCAACGAAACCUCUUACUAUUUCGAGGGAGGCCUCCGCAAAGUUCAUCCAUACUUGUUUGACUUCAAAUGCUACUGCAAAGGGCGGUGGGUUGGGAAAACCCUGCUGGAGGUGUUCAAGACUGAGUUCAGAGCUGAGUCAGUAGAGUAUUACCACAGGGCGGCCAAAGAGGGUCGCAUCCGGCUCAAUGGGGCACCUCUGGAGGACCUGUCUGUGGUACUGAAGCAUAAUGACCAUUUGAGGAACACAGUGCACCGCCAUGAGCCACCUGUAGUUGGCAGACCCCUGGAGAUUCUAGUGGAUGAUGGUGAAGUGCUUGUUGUAGACAAGCCUGCCUCCAUUCCGGUCCAUCCAUGUGGCCGUUUCCGCCACAACACGGUGAUUUUCAUCCUGGGGAAAGAGCAGGGUAUCUGUGAGCUUCAUACAGUCCACAGACUGGACAGACUCACAUCUGGAGUGCUGCUGUUUGCCAGGACACUGGAGACAUCAAAGAAACUGGACCAGUUGGUGAGAGACAGACAGCUUGAAAAGGAGUACGUCUGCAGGGUGGAGGGUGAGUUUCCAGAGGGUGAGCUGAUCUGUGAGGAGCCCAUCCUGGUUGUUUCCUUUAAAAUCGGUCUCUGUCGGGUUGACCCCAGAGGUAAGGAGUGCCGCACUGUCUUCCAGAGGCUUAACUUUAAUGGAAAAACCAGCGUGGUACGCUGUUUACCACUUACCGGCCGCACACACCAGAUCAGGGUCCACCUCCAGUACUUGGGCUUCCCCAUUGUCAAUGAUCCUAUCUAUGGAUCCUCAGCCUGGGGCCUACAUAGGGGAAAGGGGGGACUGGUGGAGAAGAGUAAUGAAGAGCUGCUGCAGGCUCUGGCAGAGGAACAUUCUGCUCAAGAAGGUCUGCACCUGUUGGAUAUACCAGAUGAUGGCAUUGGAACUGUACAAAGUGCAGAUAAAAACAAGACGUCUGAGAAAACAGACAAGCCAGAUAGCACAUCUAAACCUAACAAGAGUGGCCUGAGUGGUGCAUGUGGUGGUGACGACAAAAGGCUAGAUCCACAGGCCAUGACAGGUUGUAGCUCAAGCAGUGAAACAGUAAAUGUGGUGAACCUACAAAGCAACAGCACCUCACUCAGUGAAUCUCAGAGCCCUCAACCUCACAAGUCAAAUGGAAAUCAAGUGGAGGCAACUGAGUCUACUCAGAAACCUCCUCCAGGCGCUCUGGACCACCUGUGUAGUGAAUGCAAGAUAGUACGAUCAGAUCCAAAAGAAAAGGAUCUCAUCAUGUAUCUCCAUGCUUUACGCUACAAAGGACCUGACUUUGAAUAUUCCACACGUUUACCUGACUGGGCCAAAGAAGACUGGGUCGAAGCUGAUUAGACCAGAUCGGAUAAACACUGGUGAGGACUUUGGUCUUUGCGUUACUGCUGUCAUGCAGGGUUUUCAGACUUCAAGAGGAUGUGCUUUGAGGCUUUCUGAUUGCAUUUCUGUUGAUGGUUGGUGGUUCUGUGCAAUUUCUGAAGGCAGUAUAAAAUUUAUUUCCACCACAACUGAGCACAUGUUUUUUUUUGGCUCCGAACUGUUUAUGCCUUAAAAUUGUACUGGUUCUCAUUUUACUGUUUUAAUUUCAAUAUAGUUUUAAUUCAAUUUCUUCCGUUUAAGCCUGUAAUCUGUCUAGUACUCCAAGCAAGAUUUCAAAUAAAGCCAGUCUGCAGGAAAAUAAGUGUUUUAUUUUCU
Molecule: messenger RNA, 2219 nt
Organism: Monopterus albus (swamp eel)
Lineage: Eukaryota; Metazoa; Chordata; Actinopteri; Synbranchiformes; Synbranchidae
Gene: rpusd2
Product: RNA pseudouridine synthase domain containing 2
Exons: 3
Coding region: 63-1862 (599 amino acids)
Biological process (GO): enzyme-directed rRNA pseudouridine synthesis
Molecular function (GO): pseudouridine synthase activity; RNA binding
Source: RefSeq, a predicted model, not a curated record